Amoebophrya sp. A120 is the source of this 3087-nucleotide messenger RNA. Lineage: Eukaryota; Dinophyceae; Syndiniales; Amoebophryaceae. The record is from the annotation of a GenBank genome assembly.
AGUGUAGCUGCAGUUCCUCUCGUCCCACUGAAGUAACACAAAAAGUUAAAGUAUUACUUGGCGAUAAUAUCAACCCCUUGUUAUGUGGUCGCAAGUAGCUCAGAAACAGAAUCCAUUACCAUUUCUUCGUCAAGUCGCAAGAUCAGAACUUCUACACUUUUAAACACUUUCUUUCUUUCUCGUUCCUUCUCACGGCAACAUCGAAGAACAAAGAUGUCGACCAGCAGAACGAAAGAUGUCCAUCUCACGCUCUCGACACCUUGUCUUCUACCCUCGCGACCCCCACCGUGCGGAUUUUAUUGUCGCGUUCCCGGCGGAAGAUGUAAAAGCAUUCAUCUUCGAGCUGGUGCUGGUCACAGUGGCGGAGGUCUUUGUUCCUUCAUGAUAAGAUUCUACCCACUCGGGAUCUUCAUGAUCGGCAGUCAAAAUGAUCAACCCUCGUCCUCGGGCUUUCCCUUCUUCGCCACAGCGGUCGACCACCGCAAAACGACCACAAAAGACCGCGAAGAUGUUGAUCACCUUACUACCCUCGACUCACCGCCGGUGGUCCCUAGUACGGCUAUUCCCCCUCCUGAGGACGCGAACAAACUUCGACCCGGCGCGCAGCUCCUUUCCCAAGAUGAUUCCACCGCGAGGCCCGACGUCACGCGCGACACCGCCGCCGCGUCCGCAGCUGAGGAUGGUAGAGCAGUACUACCACCUGAAGUAGAAAAAGCAAGAACUCGUCCUCGCCCGCGAGGUUUCCUGCAGCGCCGUGAGAACGACACGCCGGCGUCGUUGUUCGUGGCCACGUUUUAUCCUGUGCAAAAGCAUCGUACUCGUACUAAUCGCAGUCCUGCAAGACAAAUUUCAUUUUCUAGCUAAAUCAGCAUGACAAAUUCUCUUUGUCAUGCUUUGGUAAUUUGUGUUGCAGUACUACGAGUACGAUACUUUUGCAGUUCAUACGUUUUCGGCGUUGGAAACGGCGUCGGACUUUGCGCAGAGGAUGUGGGAGGUGUACGGAAGCGGGGAGGUGGCGGCGGUAGAAGAAGAAGGAGCAGAAGUUGGUUUGGACUUUAUUCAUCAGGCUGAAGGUCGUGGUGAAAAUCAAGAAAAUUCAACAUCGGAGAUGAAGAAGAAGUUCUUGUCCGGAAAUGACCAUGAUGGCAUCAAAAGCCAAAGUUUGUUGGAAAAGGAUCGUGCGGGUGAUGUCACGGCACUGCAUGACCAACAAGAAAAACGAGAUUUAGUACCCCCGGACAGCGGUACUGCUGGGGGGACGGAGGACCAGGUCAAGAAGAAACCUGUGGAAGAUGGCGGCGCCGGGGAGGAAGAGAAAGGGAAACAGGGCCAAGGCCCAGAAGUUCUUGUGCCGCAGGGCCAACAAGAACGGCAAACAAGCGAGGACAACGGAAGGCCAUCCGUAGUAGAGCAGGGGAGCUUGUUGGAGGAGCGACAAAAAGGGCCAGCUGCUCACGCAAUAAGAGGGCUUCUCCACGUUUUGGCGCAGAACGCAGCUAGCGGCGCAAAAGGGGGGGCUUCCAAGGUGGCAGCUGCCGCGCGACCGGUUGCGAAAACCGCUUUCGGAGCGACGCACCAGGACCCUACAACAGAUGACGUUUUGACAUUGUCCAAAAAGAUCGCCGAUGACCCAGACUUUGUCAAGGCCAUGUGGGAUGUAGCGGCAAUCCACAAGGAGAAUGCAGGGACCUGGGACCCCACGGAACUAGACCCGGCCACUAAGGAUUUCCAACAAAUCAUUGAAAAAAUUGUCGAACGGGAAGUAGGCGAGGCGCUUGCAAAACUGAAGGAGAAGGAAAUCCCAGACACCAGGUUGGAACAGUGGCAGGGAAAACACAGAGAGGAAAUCAUAGGUGGCGCGGAGAAAAAAGAAGCGGAACACUAUGUCUUGUCGAACAGAGGCAGUGGCCAUGUGUAUUUUCACGUGUGGGUCCCGCUAAGCAGAGAUGGCAUGUUGUUGACGUUGCAUGGGCCAUCCAAGGAUGGCAAGCCACCGACGACGAGUCAUCCGGAUGCAAGUGAGGUUUACCCUGUGACACAGGCGGAAUGGGCAGAUAUCGCGGAGGAAUGGAAGAAAAUAUUUGCAGGGUUUGGCUUUUUUCACGGCUCGUUGCUUCAUCAAGGCAUCUUCGGCGGCCCAGCGCGGGUCGCGGCUAGAGCGGCGGAGGUGCAUGAAGAUCAUCCCAAUACCGAGUCCUCGAUGUUGGAGAAACAAGACAAGUUGACAGCAGCAGCACCCAAGAACCAAGCUGAAGUGCAACAACUACAGCCGCACCAAGAAAAAUCGUCCGACGUCGGUCGCAACAAGGCAGGGCACGCGGCAGCCCAGACCCCACAACUGGAAGAGGCCGUGGAGAGUGAUCACGACGCGAACCCAGUACGAUUGCACCCCAGCGACGAGGAGGAGGACCAGGACCAUGUAUAGUUGUCAUUGUUUCAGGAGCUCGUGCAAGAAGCGAUCCAAAAGCUUUGAGGUCAACUUGGCGGAAAUCGACCAAACAAAACAGUCUCGAUAAAAUAGAUUCCUCGGUGUUUUCUGGGAAACAUGUCCAUGCGCGACAGACACAAACAAGAGAACGCGCACAAUGAGGCUAUCUAUUCGAGUAAUUUUACAUACACCUACAGCUAGACGAAUACGAAAAGAAGUCCUUUUUUCAGCAAGUUCAUCAUAAAUCUAUUUGUAUUUUUUCCGCAGAGGUAGUUAUUUAGUUGUCUUUUUUCAAUAGCUGUGUGUGUAGAUCGAGAUCUGAAACAACCACGAGCACUACCCGAGUUUUGAAUUUUUCUCCCCACUGCGAAACGAACAUUUCAGCGGAGCCCGCGCGUGCUCACCAUCAGAAGUGCGAACUGCGAGGAGCGGGGCGCACCGCCUAAAGUUCUAAAAAGCAAACACGCACUAUAGAUAGAUAGAUAGCUCUCGAACCAGAGGUUUUUCUUGAAGUAGCGCUAGAGGAAAAAGGUGUGUACACGCGUUUCCACCUUCACGCAUAAACACAAACAAACAAACAAGUCUUCAGCCCCAGAUAGAUUCAGUUUCAAAAACCGAAGCAAAGCGUUUGGCGCCAGGUUAUAAGCAGUUUGUUGCCG